AUGACCUGCGACGCAACAAUAUCCGAGGCGGGAGACGCAGAGGGCAAGGUUGUUGUUCAGCGGGAGCCAGUGCAAUACCACAAGCAUCUCCCUUCAAGCGCUUCUGCAUUCCCCAUCGGUGCAUUUGCGACUACUCUCACAACCCUUUCCCUCAGCUUGAUGGAAUGGCGCGGCGUCACAAUCCUCAACGUCUACGUCGCAAACUUUUUCUUCGUCGCAGCCCUCGGGUUACUCAUCUCCGCCCAGUGGGAGCUCUCUGUCGGCAAUGGCUUCGCGUACACGGUGUACAGCGCAUUCGCGCUCUUUUACGCAGGCUACGGAGCCAUACUGACGCCAUCGUUUGGGAUCCGCGACGCAUAUGCGGACGAUGUCGCGCAGUACAACAAUGCACUAGGCUUCUUUCUUCUAUUAUGGACAAUUUUCAUCUUGACAUUUCUCGUCGCCUCGAUUACUUCGAACCUCGUCAGCAUCAUGAUAUAUCUGUUUGUCGACAUUGGAUUCCUGUUGACAGCCGCGAGCAGCUUUGCGAAAGCCGACGGGUAUACCAGCGCGGGGAGAAGUUUACAGAUUGCGGGCGGCGCAAACUUGUUCAUUGCCGGGCUUUUGGGAUGGUAUCUCGUGUUUCACCUGUUGUUAAAGGAUGAACUGGUGGAACUGCCGCUCGGAGACACGAGCAAAUACUUUGUUAGAAAGCGAGCGCACCGCACUGAAAACAACGACAUAUGA
Beauveria bassiana ARSEF 2860 is the source of this 726-nucleotide messenger RNA. Its product is annotated as acetate transporter. NCBI's taxonomy places the organism in Eukaryota, Fungi, Ascomycota, Sordariomycetes, Hypocreales, Cordycipitaceae. The coding region runs from base 1 to 726 and encodes 241 amino acids. The transcript is spliced from 5 exons. The record is from RefSeq and is a predicted model, not a curated record. Gene Ontology annotation, cellular component: plasma membrane. Gene Ontology annotation, molecular function: acetate transmembrane transporter activity.